Fusarium verticillioides 7600 is the source of this 2275-nucleotide messenger RNA. RefSeq lists its product as hypothetical. Lineage: Eukaryota; Fungi; Ascomycota; Sordariomycetes; Hypocreales; Nectriaceae. The transcript is spliced from 2 exons. Gene Ontology annotation, biological process: tRNA splicing, via endonucleolytic cleavage and ligation; tRNA-type intron splice site recognition and cleavage. Bases 223 to 2037 code for a protein of 604 amino acids. Gene Ontology annotation, cellular component: tRNA-intron endonuclease complex. Gene Ontology annotation, molecular function: tRNA-intron lyase activity; nucleic acid binding. The record is from RefSeq and is a predicted model, not a curated record.
AACUUUUUCCCGUCAUCAUCCUCACAAAAACUACAACAACAAAAUCUCUCAAAGCUCGUGGAAGCUUCAGGACCUCGGUCGGGCUUUACACUUGAGCAAUUGACAUUGUUCCACUCGUCGAGGUUGAGCAGUGUGUUGCUGUGGAUGGCCACGAGGUUAAAUACCCAGCCAGCAUCGUGCCUGGGUCACGUCCUAGAUAGACCAAGAUGACCCCGACGAGAAAUGGCUGAGAUUCAAUCAUCAAACACAGUCUCCGUUGGUACCUUGCCUGCCACGGAUUCCGCCGAAAAACGGCAAUCCCAGCAGCGAGGGCCUCCACUGCAUCAGAUCUACGCCCUCCCGGCACCGAUCCGCACAUUCCCUUUACCGGCCUUUUAUCCGAACAACCCCAUAUCCUUCUUCCAUGUCGCGUAUGCGUGGUUAGGCCAACUGUGGUCUCCGCCCAAAGCGGAACCCUCGGUUGUGCAUAAUGGUGUUUGGUCGGCUGCUACAUCAUCCGUCCACAUCACGGAUGAUGUUUCUACCCGAGCUUUGUGGGAGCAAGGCUUCUACGGAAAGGGUAGUCUUAGUCGUAGUGAACCAGCUUGGUUAAAGCGUGAACAAGUUCGUCAAGGACUGGCUGAUGCACAUGUCAGCGAGAUUAUGACUGUGCAGAGAAGAGAAGAGCGUAUGCGUGCCAAGUGGGAACGAGCACGUCUCGAGCAAGAGGCGAUCCGAGAGACCCGCCGCAAGGAAGCGGAAGAAGCAAAAGCCAGAGAGACCAAGGCACGAGAAGCCAAAGCCUUUGAAGCCAAGGAACGAGAGCUACGUACCAGAGAGUCGAAAGACAUCGCAGAGCCCAGAUCCAUCAAACCUAUUUCGCUGUCGGCUGCCCUUCCAACUUGCGAGUCACCUGUCAGCCCUGCUACACUUUUGGCUCUGCCAAAUUCACUAGUGGACAUUGUGAAGCCAACGCCUAUCAAGCCUGUCAGUCUGCCUGUGUCCACUCCCACACAUGCUUCGCCAGUGUGCCCUGCAACUAUCCUAGGCCUGCCGAACUCUGCCGCAGAAAUUGUCGAAGAGUCUGCCAUCGAGACAGCUGAAGAGAUUGAUGGUCUUGGAAUAUCCGGAGUCCAUCCAACGGCGAUGGGCCUGUCUGUGGAUACCUUCCUCAAUGGUCAUGUCAUGGAACCAGUUGCGAACGGAAUUCUUCACCAUGAAGUGAAUGGCACUUCCGUGGUUGCGUCUUCGUCAGAUGAGGAAGACAGCACUAAACCUAAGAAGCGACGUAAGAGUGUACGAUUCUCGCCAACAGUGGAAUCCACUACCUUUCACUUCGGAGAUCCCCCUAGCCCCAAGCGUUUGACGUCGAAUGGCACGGCUAAUGGGCUUGUCAAUAUUCGCGUCGCAUCACCCGUUGCUUUGAACGGACACAAUGAGAACUCUUUGGAGCGUACUAGCAGGCCAGUGCUGAAGAAUAUGGAGCAUCUCCAGCUCACACCGGAGGAGGCUUUCUUUCUGAACUUCGGUUUGGGUGUUCUGACGGUUACCGAUCCUGCCUCGGGCGCUCAGCUCUCGUCUUUGGACCUGUUGAGACUCUUCAGACAACAUUCAUACUUCCCACCUCGCGUUGAACCUGCGGAUCCCACGCUUCAACCCGAUGAUAACUUCCUCAUUCACUAUGCAGUGUAUCAUUACUUCAGAUCGCUUGGUUGGGUACCUCGCGCAGGCAUCAAGUUUGGCGUGGACUGGCUACUAUAUGCUAGGGGUCCGGUCUUUGAUCAUGCCGAGUUCGGUCUCAUCGUUGUCCCAUCUUAUUCUGAUGCGCUUUGGAAAGAGGCUGGAAAACAGGACCCUCAGAAGACAUGGCAAUGGCUCCAUGGCACGGUGCGUGUUCUGUCACACGUCACCAAGAGUCUUGUUCUAGUGUACGUUGAUGUACCACCACCUUCGAAAUUUGAGAAGGCUUUGGAGCAGGGAAUCGCUGAAGCAUUGAAGCUAUACAAAGUCAGAGAAGUGAUGGUGAAGCGAUGGUCUGCCAACCGUAACAGAGGCUGAUCGCUGGACGCUUCACAACGAACUGAUGAUAUAACGGAAGUGCAAUGGUAUACUGCUGCAUUAUUGCUCUUUGGCGUGGGAACAGGCUAUCAGGCGUUUGCGAUCUACUGUACACAAUAUGUAUUAUGCUAUCAAAUCAAUAUCAAUGCCCUCUUCGAGGCGUCAUGAACAUACAAUAUCUGAGACUUCAUUAUCUGCUCGUAUCACGUAAUAUGUGAAGAUGCCAGCCUCGUCGGUG